This is a messenger RNA of Prunus armeniaca (apricot), 858 nucleotides long. NCBI's taxonomy places the organism in Eukaryota, Viridiplantae, Streptophyta, Magnoliopsida, Rosales, Rosaceae. The record is from the annotation of a GenBank genome assembly.
AUGGCCUCUAAGAAGAUUCAAACCAUUCUUGCGGCGAAAGGGAAAAACGUGAGCGCCUCCUUCUCAAGUUACUUCCAUACUGACUCAAGCCAAGGCGAAAGACGUGAACCGAUUAUCAAUCUGGCCUCCUUGGGGGCAAAGAAGAAUAUCUCCUGGGUGGAUGAGAGAAACUCUCGGAACGAAGAAAGGAGUUUUUUGGGCUCGAAGAAUUCAAGAGAAUGUUCCCUCUCGCCUGUUUCAGACGCUGACUCGAGCACGGGCUCAUACCAUGGAUCCCCGCAUGACGACCAACAGAAGAAGAUUGCAUCAGCGUCCAUAGGUGAGUCUUAUUCUAUGGCCAUGCUAGUUAUGGUGACGGGAGCAAUGUCUAUUGAAGAACAGCUAGCCCAUAUGAGCGAAGUGGUCACGAAACUGACGAAGAUGGUUGAAGAGAAGGAUGCGCAGAUUGCUUCUCUCAUCAACAAGUGGGAAGCGCAUCAGGAUAAGGAGCCUGGUCAAGACGCAAACAAGAAAGGACCACAUCAUGAGGCUGAAUCCAGCGAGAAAGGAUUGGGUCAUGAAAUAGAGUCGGGUGAGAAGUCGCACGGAAAAGUUGACGCUGCCUCGGUGGGUUUUUUUUCGAUCCAACAACUUCAGGACAUGAUCGCGAACACCAUCAGGGUUCAAUACGGAGCACCUUCCGGAGACACGCUCAUGUAUUCUAAGCCAUACACCAGGAGGAUAGACAACUUGCGGAUGUCGACAGGAUAUCAACCUCCCAAAUUCCAACAAUUCGAUGAAAGGGCAACCCAAAAUAGCAUGUUGCACACUUCGUCGAAACAUGCAACAAUGCCGGGACAGAGGGUGACCAUCUGGUGA